CGUUCAUCAAAGUCCUUUAAUUAGUUCUUGUCUCAGUUCUCUCGUCUUGUCUGGUCCCAGUUCUCAUCUUUGAGAUUUCAAGGUCUGCCUCGGGUCAGUCGUCUCUUGUUCAGUUUACCUUGAAGUCCCAUAUUUACACAAUUCUGAGAAAACCCUCAAGUUUUUCCAUUAACUAUUACACAUCUAUCUCUAUAAGCUCUGCAUGUUUUAAUCUUUUGCCAGCAAAGCACCUGCUUCUUGCUGAUUUUUCAUCUUUUGUUCAACCUGUCUCUACUGAUUAGCUUGACUGGGUUUUAAACCAAUCCUGGGUUGGAGCUAUACAGGGGGAAGGCUGGAAACGGUGUUCAUGGCCUGUUGAGCAGUUCUGUUCCAUCUCAUAUUUUCCAGGUAACUCAUUCUAUUAUUAAAUCUGUUGACUUAUUCUACACUUUACAUGGCCUUGCAGAGCCCCAGGUCUCAGCUGCAGAGUGAGAGUCUGUCCUGCCCCCAGUUAGCCCAGCAGUCCAUUCUGUUUUCACUUUCUUUCCUAACCAUCAUUUAUUUCCUUCUGCGGUAGUUUACAGACAAGAAGCAUCGGUCUCCCCCUCUCUCUCCACCUCCUUUCCAGCCAUGUGACUGAGCACUCCCUGCACCAAGUGAAACUUUUCAGUCCCCAGGAAACCUUGAUGUCCUUUCCACCCACCCCACAGUGAGAAGCAGCAUCUCUCCAACCUGCAGCUGUGCUGGCCAUGGGGAGGAGCGCAUGGCAGUUCAUCUUGCUAAUCUUUGCCUGUGCAUUUUCCUCCUGCUCUGCUGAAGUGGCUCUGGGGGUCGAACUGUCUCCAGAAACCAUAUCCUUCCAUCAGACGGCUACUUCUGCUCAGCCACUUUCCCUUUAUCAUUCUUCACCCCAUCAAGGCACCACAGUUCAUUUUAACAGUACAGACUCUCUUAAAACAACACACAUAAGCCAUAGAACAGCUGUGCAGACAACAGACCAGCACCAGGUAACAACAGCACCAGACCAUCACACGACAGCCCAGGCAGGAGCAACCACCAUACAAGUGACUGGCCAGAAAUCUCCCGUGGUGGUAUCCACAACAUCAGCAGACAACACAACUGCAGCUGGUCAGGCUACAACCCAGGCAAUCGAAACAGUUACUCCUGCAGUGAAGAACACAACCAUACACCCUGUGUCCUCAACCAAGCAAGCCAGAACACAUGUGAGCACAGAAAUGACAGCAGCAGCCACAAACACAACCAUAAAACAUACAACAGCAAACACACAAAUGACAGCUGCUGCCCUAACUACUAUAGCCACCACCAGGCAAACCGUAAAGCCCACCACAGGGUCAGGAAAUCAGACAACAGCGCCUAAAAGUCCAACAGCCACAGCCAUGAUCAACACAACAACCAUUCGUCCAGGGACUCAAACAACCAUCCCAUCUACUAUGAUGACGGUGAGACCCACUCUUGCACCGCAGCCUUCUCCCAUUCCCACUGGCACAUACACCGUUUCCAGUGGGAACAGGACCUGCAUCAAAGCAGUCAUGGGUUUGCAGCUGAUGGCUCAAUAUACACAGAAGAAGGGGAUGGAGUACCUGGCUGUCAACCCCAACGCGACACAGACAUCUGGAAGCUGUGGGACGGUGCAGUCUGAACUGAACAUAACUUUCAGUGGAGGGUUUAUAAACUUCACCUUUGUAAAGCAAGCUCCAAUGUACUAUGUCAGUAAAAUUGAGGCCAGAUUACAGUUAUCUUCUGAAGGUAUGCUUUACUAUGCAGCCAUACAUGAGAAGAUGUUUACAACAAAGCUGGGUAAUUCCUUUAAGUGUGCUAGCAAGCAAACCUUCACCUUGGAGAAGAACUUCCAGCUACUCUUUGUUAAUAUGCAGCUGCAGGCGUUUGAUAUUGUCGGUAACCAGUUUGGAAAAGAAGAAGAAUGUUUUCCUGAUAAAAACAGCAAAGCAGCUCCCAUUGCGGUGGGCCUGAGUAUCCUGGGAUUGUUUGUCAUUGUGUUUGCCACUUUCCUGAUUUCCAGACGAAAGCCGCAUAGAGGAUAUGAACGUAUCUGAGGUGCGCUCGUACUUCCAGAUGUGUGUAGCAAGUAGAGAAGUCACAGGACUUCUAGCUUCUACCUGGCAAUCUCACUUCCCUGAAGCCACAUUUUCAAGUGGGAUGACACCAUGUGUUUAAAGCUAAUGAAUAUUUCUGGAAGCGAUUUCUUUAAGGUGGGAAGGACAGAACUCAUACCAUCUACUUUAGGCUAUUCUUAGCAUCUGAUUUAGGUGUAGUCUAGAGGACCAAAGUGAGGAGCCUAAAUUCUUUGUAUUAUCAACAAAGGAGGCAAUUCAGACCACCUAAGUCAGAUGCCUAAAAAUAGCUUAAAGCAAGUAGUAUCAUUAUCCCCCAGAAAAUCCAUCAGAUUUGUUAAAGAUAGUGUUUAGAUUUAUUAAAAUAGAUGAGUCCAGUAAUAUGACCAUCAAGUGAAUAAACCAGAGGUCCACAGCUACAGACAACCCUGUUAAACCAGAGCUCAGUGAAAGCCUUGUGGGAACACUGCGUACGCUGGUGUCUUAGGGCAAGGCUAAGUGAGACUUUCAUUCACAAGCAAGUUCUCACCAGUCCUAUAACAGGGUUACGCUUCGUAAGUUCUUGUUUUUUUUCCUGCUAAGCCCUUUGCAAGGACACUGGUAAUAUGUGACUCUUACUCUGGAGGCAGUAUUUUUAGAAAAUUUUCUAGUUACCAGUGACUGUGUAUGCAAAUAAGAGAUUACCCAACUGAGGUCACACAGGGUCUGCCUGACCAGUACGUGCCAAAAUUAUCACUUGUCAUUGCUUGUCUCAGCCCUGCUGCAGAGAUGUCUGAACUUCCUGCCAAUAAUUCUUGAACUGCAGCCUCAUAAGGCACAGCACAUUAGAGCAAUCUGAUGCUGGUAAGUUUAUCCUGAAGUGUUACGCUGCAAACUGCAUGAUUCAGAAGCUGAUUGACAGGCAGCUGAGAUGCCCGUGCAGAACUGGGCAGGCAUUUGGAGGCAGUAACUCCAUCCACCUGCCACACCAGGCCAAGCCACCCCACUUGUCAAUCGGUGCUCAAGGCACAGCAUCCCUUUGCCACAGUUUUGCAACACAGUAUGUGGAGAAAGCUGACAUGAGGGUCUGAAAGCACUGUGGUACGUGGGCCGGUGCUAAGGAUGCCAGUGCAAUUGAUGGGGACUGGCGUGAAUUUGCUUGAUAAACUCAAGCAGCUUAAUACUUCAUGGUCUUGUGAGAGCUCAUGAAUCACCCACUUCCUAUUCAGACAUGGACCUGUUACAGUGACUGCCACUGAACUCAGUAACUGUCCCUCUGCUGAGAUGGCAGCACUGUGAUCUCUCUUAAUCCGGGAAGAUAUCACACUCACCGAAAAUGCCAGGGAUUAAGUGGCCACAAUUUUUGCAGACCUGCACAAGGUCCACAAACAAAUAGAAAUCCACUGACGUUGUAUGUUCAAGGCUUCUGGGAGAAAUAAAAGCUUACACAGGCCUAGGACAAACUCUGCCCAAAAGUGAAUGCUAUCCAGUGUGCUUACAGCUGAGCAGCUGGAUUUCACAGGGAAAUAAUUUGGAGUUGCUUUAAAGCACACUAAUUGAUACACUCUACAUCUAUUUCCUGCUAAGCCAAUGAUGAAGGCAUGAAUGUAGUAAUUGCUUUUGAGAUUAAGUUCAGCUAAUGUUCUUGUAGCAAGGAAAAUCUCUUUGUCACAAAAGAUUUACAAAGCUAAACGUAUGCACAAAUGUACACACACACACACACGUGUACACACGUGUUUUGUAAAAGGCUCCAGCACUGUUAAUAGUGCUUAGUGAACUUUUAUCUGUUUUCACCCUUCUUCCUUCCCCCCGGUUAGUGGACAAGCAACCCACUGAACUCAGUGGCAUUGUUCAGGCCCUUGGCUUAAUAAGAUCCCUCUAGUUCUCAGGGUUAGUUAAUACUAUUAAUCUGUUGUUUAGAAAGCAGAUUUUUAUACUCGAUUAAAGCAUUCACUUUUUUUAAAACAAGAGAAUUGAUGAGAUGUCCAGCAGGAGAGGUAAAUAUAUGGGAGAGCUUUCAUUCAAAAAUGAGCCUAUGUAUGCAAUAGUGAUGUCACUGUCCCAAACUGUUACAUGUGGACAUUUUUACAACACUGCCUAAAAAGCUCAGCACUGCACAUGAUCUGACCCUAAGCCGUUUUGACUAGUGAUCAGUAGACAUCUUUCCCAUUCAAAACUAAGUCCUAUUUCACAUGUUCUUUGGAUUGUUGGGUUGCACGAUCUGUACAGUUUGUUACUUCUACUGAUAGGGAUAUAGCAUGUUCUUGUUAUGUUCUGUACUGAAAAAUCUCUUUAUGUUAAUAUUCAGUCUUUUAAUGUUUCAUAUCAACAUGAGGAGAGAAAACUGUUCUUAAUGACUGAUAAUUCUGUGUUUAAUCUUGUGACACCCUCUGGCAUUUUUACCAAUGAUGCAAGGUUAAUGUUUUUUUUCCCCACACUUUUUUCUUUCUACAGUGAAUCAAACUGUUGGUAUUGAACAAUGUGCAGAUUCAGGUUUACCUGAUUUGUUCUUAUGCUUUUUGUUGUUAUUAUUUGUUUGCUAUUUUUAUGAAGCUGCAUACUGCCCUUUCUAGAUGAAUAAUACUCUGGGCUUGCUCUAAAUGGCACAGGUGAAGUGCACGUGGUAUAAACCCAUGAAACAAUUGGAGGCUCCCAUGAAAUGCUGCCAACACGUAGCAAAAUUUAUCCAGUGGAGUUAGGGCUUUACAGUAGUAGAGAAUCCAUUGGAGAAUUCCUUACUGCAUCAGGAGAUCCCAGCCCCUAAGUGCAACUUUUGUCCCACCUGAAGCCCAGCCUGCGUGCUAUCACCUCCUUCCCUCACCACAGAACACACAAACAGCCUGCAGCAGGGAUGCGUGUUAGCGUGCCGGCAUAGCAGGAUGUGUUGCCUCUCUGAAUUUAACAUUGAAUUAGAAUUAGACAGCCCAGCUGCUCCCUCAGUUGCCAUGUGCAGCUUUUAAAGCUGAUGCCUGUAUUUAUUUUCUGCCAGAAUUUAGGUAGAUAUUUGGCUGGCACUUUUUUAUCUAAUAGAGUUGAUUUGAGGUCCUCCUCCCAGUGGGAAGACUCUAUAGGUGUAAUUGGUCUUGGCUGCCAGACUUUCUCUUUUAAACAUCUUGUCUGAGGAAACAUUUUGAGCAAAAAGUCCCUAAAAGAGCACCAUACAAAGAAGACGCUCUUAUGAUAAACUAGCUGUACACUAGGUGGGCCAUAAUAGUUAUACCAUGGGCAGCAGUGAACAGUUUCUUUGCUUCCUGUCGAUGUGGAUGUAAAUGAAAACAGUAUUUUCUAAGCCUGGCAGUUUGCUUCCCUUCCAGGACUGCUCUUUGCGAUAAUCAGACCCUUGUUCAGCAACCUGCUUACUGCUUGGGACAGGGGUUUACCGACCAACCUGCCCUAAAAAUCUGCAUGCCAAAAACCUUCAUAUAGUCAGUAUGAGCCCAUGUACCCAGAGAGCUGACAGAAGAGCACAGUCUGCUGUGGGAGGGGACAAGGUUGCAGCUGGGUCCCAGAGUGACCAGCAGUGUUGGUCUCAGCAGCCCCAGCUCAUUUAAUCCCUCAGCUGCGGCCUCAGAUGAACCCAUCCCUGAACCAGAAGAUAUUGAUCAUGGUGACACGAUGCAUCCCAUCAGGGAAGCUAUGCUUAACUUGCUUGCAAGCAUGCGCUGGUCAGGAUACAGUGGGGCCACUCAUAGAAACUAGGAGGUGAGCACAUCCCUAUAGCUCCCUGAUGCUCUGCUGCAGCUCUCACCCCAGACCAUUCACUAUGGUCUCUUGCACACCCAAGGUAGACACAAGAGCAUCCCAUGAGCAUGAUGAUGUCAUACUUAGCCAAAUCACCAAGGAGUUUAUAAAGCAAGAUUUAAUUUCUUUCAGUCCUUUUUGCUCUUGGAUGGACAAAGUCCAAAUUAAAAAACAGCUGUUAAUUCUGGUUGAAGGAGGAAGGGAGAUGUAGAUUAGCAUCUUGGGUGUAUGAAGAUGGUUUGGUUGAUCACUUCUAGCUUGCUAUAAUGUAUGGUUGCUAAAAAAUUAUUUGCUAUGAAAAGUAAGAUAUGGUCUUUAUUUUUCUAUUAUUGAUGUUUCUAUAUUAAAGGUUGUAUUUAGUCAUUAAA
Harpia harpyja (harpy eagle) is the source of this 6160-nucleotide messenger RNA. It is a transcript of the gene LAMP3, whose product is annotated as lysosomal associated membrane protein 3. Lineage: Eukaryota; Metazoa; Chordata; Aves; Accipitriformes; Accipitridae. The transcript has 6 exons. Gene Ontology annotation, cellular component: membrane. Bases 729 to 2054 code for a protein of 441 amino acids. The record is from RefSeq and is a predicted model, not a curated record.